This is a messenger RNA of Cicer arietinum (chickpea), 1043 nucleotides long. RefSeq lists its product as uncharacterized. Gene Ontology annotation, cellular component: ribosome; mitochondrial large ribosomal subunit. Gene Ontology annotation, biological process: mitochondrial translation. The record is from RefSeq and is a predicted model, not a curated record. Gene Ontology annotation, molecular function: structural constituent of ribosome. NCBI's taxonomy places the organism in Eukaryota, Viridiplantae, Streptophyta, Magnoliopsida, Fabales, Fabaceae.
CUCAAACAAAAAAAAAAAAACUGCAGAGAGAGAUCGAAAACUGAGUUGCAAAUUGCGAGGGUUGUUCAGUGAGCGAAAUCGAACAAAACUGCAGAGAGAGAGAGAGAAUCAUGGGAAGCAGAUUAGGAAGAAGAGUGGUACACUUCGCAAAUCUACCAAUAAAACUCCUAAUGCCAACCACCUUCACAAACAUCCAUGAAAUAGCCCUAAAAACAAUCCCUUCAGCCUCCAAGAUUGAGAUUAAGCGCGUUCUCGAAUCCCUCUACGGUUUCGAAGUCGAAAAAGUUCGAACAUUGAACAUGGACGGGAAGAAGAAGAAACGUGGUGGCAUCGUGUUUGCUAAACCUGAUUACAAGAAAGCUUACGUUACCCUUAAAAACCCGCUUUCAAUUGACCCGAAUCUUUACCCGAUCCGAAUCAUUGAAGAGGAGAAGAAGAAUAUGAAUAAACAGGCUAAGUCUAGCGUCGUCGAGGAAGCGCCGAAUAAAACUCACUGGCUUGAUGAUAACAAGGAGGAUAAACGGUUCAAGUCGCCAAACGGUUCGAACCGGGGUGGCAGUGGUUAUGUUUCCAGGUUUCCUUGGAUCAAUGUGAAGUCUGGUUGGAGCGAUGCUACUGGUUCGAACCGUUCUGAUGCUGGUAAUGCUGCAAAGUUUGGUAGGAGAAAUGCUACCGGUUCGAACCGUUCUGAUGCUGGUAAUGCUGCCAAGUUUCCAUGGACUAACAUGAGGUCUGUCAGGGGUAAUGCUACUAGGUAGUUUUUUUCGGGGUAUUGUUAGUGGUUGUUAACUUGGUUUGAGCAUGGUAAUUGUGUGAUGGGUUUUGGUUGUUUACUGGACUUUUUGUUGAUUAAUGAUGAUAGUGCUCUUUCUGAUGAAAUAAUUUUUUUUGAGAUGUCACAUUUUGAGCAUCAACUAUUAUGCUAUUGCUAGAAAGUAGGAGGUAUUAUGCAAGAUGUUGUUUAAUUGAAAAAAAAUGUUGAAUUGAAUUGGGAAAUAAUACAUUGCUGUUAUGAAAUGUUCAUUGGUUGGCAUUUAGCUAAA